Molecule: messenger RNA, 1637 nt
Organism: Brachypodium distachyon (stiff brome)
Lineage: Eukaryota; Viridiplantae; Streptophyta; Magnoliopsida; Poales; Poaceae
Product: probable staphylococcal-like nuclease CAN1
Exons: 7
Coding region: 275-1312 (345 amino acids)
Cellular component (GO): cytoplasm
Source: RefSeq, a predicted model, not a curated record
CUUUAAGCCUUUAACCCGUCCCCUUCCUUCCCCAUCUCCUCCUCGUGAAGCGAGGCGCGAUUCCUUCCAAAAACGGCUCCUGACAACGCGCACGGCACACACACUGUCAUCUCAUCCAUUCUCGCAGAUCUAGACAAAGCCACCUGAAUUUCUUUACAAAUCCCGGAGGGGAUCGACCCCGCACAGAAACCCACGGCGUGCGUACGUCGGCGGCCCCGUCCCGUCCCAUCCUCGUCGGGAAGAGAAGCUAGCUAGCUAGCUAGCUGCGCCGGCCAUGGGGAACAGCAUAUACAGGUUCCUGUGCGGCGUCUGCUCCGACCUCUGCUCGGCCGCGUCGGAGUCGGCAUACCAGCCGCACGGGGCGCACGCCGCCGUCGCCGCGCUCGGCCGCGACAUCCUCCAUUUCCAGCGCACCAAGCAGGUUCCGGAAGGGCUUAGCCGGCAUGUGGUCUCCUCCCAGAACGCUCAGGCCAACUGGUACAAGAAGCUGCAAGUGGCAUGGAAGAAAGCCAGGCCGGCCCCGACGACGCCGGAGGACGCGGCGCGCCUCGUCGUGCUCACACUCAAGAACCACCAGAAAGCAGACGUCGAGGGCCUCCUGGCCUUCUACGGCCUCCCGCACCCGAACGCGGCGUCAGCGGCACCACCGCCACCGUCUUCCGCGGCUCCGGCGCCGGCUCAUCACGCCGGCCCGGCGCACAAGCCCCCGGGCGUCAAGUUCGAGCUGCACACGCUGCCGGUGGACGCCAAGGCUGUGGCGGACGGCGACACGAUCACGGUGUACGUGGACACGUCUGGCGAGCCCGGCAGCGUCCCCGGCGAUAUCAAGAAGGCCGCGGCGGAGCGGACCAAGCUGCGGGCCGCCAGGAACUACCCCAAGGCCGACGCGCUGCAGAAGACCAUGGCCGAUGCCGGAUACAGGCAGGUGCCCAACGCCAAGGGGCAGGAGGUGCUCGCCAAGAAGUACAGGAUCAGGCUAAGUGGGAUCGACGCGCCGGAGAGCGCGAUGCCGUACGGGAAGGAGGCCAAGGAGGCGCUGCUGAAGAUGGUGGAAGGGAAGCCCCUGACGGUCCACGUCUACGACACGGACCGCUACGGCAGAUCCGUCGGAGAUAUCCACUGCAACGGGGUAUUCGUGCAGGAGCAAAUGCUGAAGAAAGGCUUCGCAUGGCACUACACGGCCUAUGACAAACGCCCGGAACUUGCCAAGUGGCAGAAGCAGGCGCAGGACGGCCGCAAGGGCCUGUGGGCAUCGUCGAGGCCGCAGGAGCCGUGGGAGUACCGGAAAGCCAAGCGCAACGGCACUGCAUAAUCCGCAUAUAGGCUCCAUAUGCUGUACUGUUGUGUAUUGUUUCAGUGAACAGCUGAUUGAUGCGUAGCCGGCCUGCAGACUCGUAAACCGCUGUACUACAAGUUAGGGGGUAGUAACUGGCUUAGCUAGCUAUUGCAGGGUUGUUAAAGCAGGAGGGGGCACUGAUUGGUUGGUUAUUGUUGUUGUAACUGUGGCUGUGGUGAUUGAUUUGUGCAUGUGAUUGCAUUGGCGACACUGUUGUUGUUAUUGCUGUAAAACAGAGAACUGAUUCAUAUAUAGGACAAUGUUGAGUUGAAUGCAGGUGUGUUUAUGUGUUGUUGGUGAA